Molecule: messenger RNA, 228 nt
Organism: Choloepus didactylus (southern two-toed sloth)
Lineage: Eukaryota; Metazoa; Chordata; Mammalia; Pilosa; Megalonychidae
Gene: CORT
Product: cortistatin
Exons: 2
Biological process (GO): regulation of cell migration
Cellular component (GO): extracellular region
Molecular function (GO): neuropeptide hormone activity
Source: RefSeq, a predicted model, not a curated record
AUGGAGCAGCAUCUGAAGGAAGCAGCAGAAAUACAGUGAAACAGCCUCUUGACUCUCCUGGCCUGGUGGUACAAGCGGACCUCCCAGGCCAGCACAAUACCCUUUAUAGGGUGGUCAGCAAGGCAGGUAUACAAACAGCAGGAAGGCCUGCCCUUCCAGCAGUUCACACGCCAAGAUCAAAUGCCCUGCAAAAAUUUCUUCUGGGAAACCUUCUCCAACUGCAAAUAA